Lontra canadensis (Northern American river otter) is the source of this 1855-nucleotide messenger RNA. RefSeq names its product keratin, type II cuticular Hb1-like. Lineage: Eukaryota; Metazoa; Chordata; Mammalia; Carnivora; Mustelidae. The record is from RefSeq and is a predicted model, not a curated record. Gene Ontology annotation, biological process: intermediate filament organization; keratinization. Bases 251 to 1720 code for a protein of 489 amino acids. Gene Ontology annotation, cellular component: keratin filament. The transcript is spliced from 9 exons. Gene Ontology annotation, molecular function: structural constituent of skin epidermis.
UCCGGGGCGCACGGCCCGCAAACGUGACCGGGCGUUUCUGGGCCCCAUAAAGCGCGGGCGGGAUGUGAAGCCGUUUUAUGGAGGCGGCCCGGCCCGCUUUGAUUCCCGCCUCGACUAGGGCGAGGGCCGACCUCCAAGCUCGUAAACGUGUGGGCCGCGCGCUCCCGCGGGGCCGGUGGGCCGCGAUAUAAGGCGCCGCGCGGGCCCUGGGCUCCAGCCACCCGCCGCAGCCAGAGCCGCCGCCGCAAUCAUGUCCUGCCUCUCCUCCCGCCUUGGCGCCCCCUGCGGGGUCCGCGCCUUCAGCUGCGCCUCUGCCUGCGGACCCCGGCCAGGCCGCUGCUGCAUCACGGCCGCCCCCUACCGCGGAGUCUCCUGCUACCGCGGCCUCACUGGGGGCUUUGGCAGCCGCAGUGUCUGCGGGGGCUUCCGCGCUGGCUCUUGCGGCCGCAGCUUCGGCUACCGCUCUGGAGGCGUGUGUGGACCCAGCCCACCCUGCAUCACCACGGUGUCUGUCAAUGAGAGCCUCCUCACGCCCCUCAACCUGGAGAUCGACCCCAAUGCACAGUGCGUGAAGCAUGAGGAGAAGGAGCAGAUCAAGUGCCUCAACAGCAGGUUUGCUGCCUUCAUCGACAAGGUGCGCUUCCUGGAGCAGCAGAACAAGCUGCUGGAGACCAAGUGGCAGUUCUACCAGAACCGCAAGUGCUGCGAGAGCAACCUGGAGCCCCUGUUCGAGGGCUACAUCGAGACGCUGAGGCGGGAGGCCGAGUGUGUGGAGGCUGACAGCGGGAGGCUGGCCUCAGAGCUCAACCACGUGCAGGAGGUGAUGGAGGGCUACAAGAAGAAAUACGAAGAAGAGGUGGCACUAAGGGCCUCCGCUGAGAAUGAAUUUGUGGCCCUGAAGAAGGAUGUGGACUGCGCCUACCUCCGCAAGUCAGACCUGGAGGCCAACGCGGAAGCCCUGACUGAGGAGAUUGACUUCCUGCGGCGCCUGUAUGAGGAGGAGAUCCGCGUUCUCCACGCCCACAUCUCAGACACCUCGGUCAUCGUUAAGAUGGACAACAGCCGGGACCUGAACAUGGACUGCAUUGUGGCCGAGAUCAAGGCUCAGUACGACGACAUCGCCAGCCGCAGCCGGGCUGAAGCAGAGUCCUGGUACCGCAGCAAGUGUGAGGAGAUGAAGGCCACGGUGAUCCGGCACGGGGAGACCCUGCGCCGCACCAAGGAGGAGAUCAACGAGCUCAACCGCAUGAUCCAGAGGCUGACGGCCGAGGUUGAGAAUGCCAAGUGCCAGAACACCAAGCUGGAGGCCGCAGUGACCCAGUCGGAACAGCAGGGCCAGACGGCUCUGAGCGAUGCCCGCUGCAAGCUGGCAGAGCUGGAGGCCGCCCUGCAGAAGGCCAAGCAGGACAUGGCCUGCCUGGUCAAGGAGUACCAGGAGGUGAUGAACUCCAAGCUGGGCCUGGACAUCGAGAUCGCCACCUACAGGCGGCUGCUGGAGGGCGAGGAGCUGAGGUUAUGUGAGGGCAUUGGUGCUGUGAAUGUCUGUGUCAGCAGCUCCCGCGGCGGGGUCGUCUGCGGGGAUCUCUGCGUGUCCGGCUCCCGGCCUGUGACCGGCAGUGCGUGCAGCGCCCCCUGCAGUGGGAACCUGGCGGUGAGCACGGGCAUGUGCGCGCCCUGCGGACAGAGGUGCAGCCCCAGCUCCUUGGUGCGGUUCCAGUAGUGCCUCGGGCUUCGUCAACACACUGCUCUCCGAGUUAACAGUCCCUGCCUCCAGCGGUGAGGCCCGCAGCAGCCCAAGUCCCUGGGCUUGAAGCGGAAGGGCUUCCAGACCCAGCCGGCCUGACCUGCCCGAAGU